Oikopleura dioica is the source of this 555-nucleotide messenger RNA. Lineage: Eukaryota; Metazoa; Chordata; Appendicularia; Copelata; Oikopleuridae. The record is from the annotation of a GenBank genome assembly.
AUGCAGAACCGAGAGUACAAAGUUGUGAUGCUGGGAUCCGGCGGCGUUGGAAAAUCCGCGCUCACUGUCAAAUUUGUUACCGGUCAAUUUGCGGAAAGAUAUGAUCCGACCGUCGAAGAUUUUUACAGAAAAGAAAUCGAAGUCAAUCGAGAACCAGCAACGCUAGAAAUUCUCGACACAGCUGGAACCGAGCAAUUCGCAUCAAUGAGAGAUCUUUACAUACGCAAUGGCCAAGGUUUCGUUCUGGUUUAUUCGAUAACGUCGAUGCAAAGCUUUUUGGAUAUAAAAUCAAUGAGAAAUCAAAUUUGCCGUGUGAAGGGAACAGAAAGAGUGCCUAUCGUCCUCGUGGGAAACAAAGUCGACCUCGAGCGUGACCGGGAGGUUCAGAGAAACGACGGACUUGGACUGGCGAAAGAGUGGGGCUGCUCGUUUUACGAAGCCUCGGCAAAAGCUAAAAUCAACGUAGACGAAUUAUUCCAACAGGCCGUCGAGCAAAUGAACAUAAUGGGAAAAAACAAGGGCAAGCCAAACAACUCCUGCUGUAUAAUACUUUGA